Molecule: messenger RNA, 2537 nt
Organism: Aegilops tauschii subsp. strangulata
Lineage: Eukaryota; Viridiplantae; Streptophyta; Magnoliopsida; Poales; Poaceae
Product: transcription termination factor MTERF15, mitochondrial-like
Biological process (GO): regulation of DNA-templated transcription
Molecular function (GO): double-stranded DNA binding
Source: RefSeq, a predicted model, not a curated record
AUCCUCCCGUCCACCACACCACUGGAGACAGACGCCACACCUGCCACUGGAAUUCCCCCACAGCCGCCGCCGCCGCCGCUGCCCCGCCGUCGCGGCGCCAUGCUCCACCUCCGGCAGCGCGUCCUCUCCCAUCUCCUCUCCGGCCCGCCCAUUCCUUCCACCUCCCCGCUCUGUGUCCAGCGCCUCCCCUCCACCGCCGCCGCGCCCGCCGUUUCCCCCAACCAUAGCUUCGCCGUGGAGGAGUACCUCGUCUCCACCUGCGGCCUCACCCGUGCCCAGGCACUCAAGGCCUCCGCCAGGCUCUCCCACCUCAAGUCCCCUGCCAAGCCCGACGCCGUCCUCGCCGGCCUCGGCCUCUCCGCCGCCGACGUCGCCACCCUCGUCGCCAAGGACCUGCGGUUCCUCUGCGCCGGCGUGGAGAGAACCCUGGCCCCAAUCGUCGACGGGCUCACCGGCCUCGGACUGUCGCGUUCUGAAAUCGCGCGACUCGUCUCCCUCGCCCCGUGCAAAUUCAGCCAUAGAUCCGUCGUCUCCAAGGUAGAGUACUACCUGCCGCUCUUCGGCUCCAUCGACAACUUGCUCCGGCCCCUCAAACACGGCUCCGGCUUCCUCGGCUCCCACCUCGAGAGGGUGGUCAAGCCAAAUGUCAAGCUCCUAGCAGAGUGCAGGCUAGGUGCUUGUGAUAUUGCCAAGCUCUUCAUCCAUGAGCCAAGGAUGCUUAGCGCCAAACCAGGGCGUGUCCUGGCGUUGGUCGCGUGCGCGGAACGUAUAGGUGUGCCCCGUGGCUCUGGAAUGUUCAGGCAAGCGCUGCAGGCCGUCUCAUACUUGAGCGAGGACAAGGUCACUGCCAAAGUGGACUACUUGAAGAAGACAUUUAGGUGGUCAGAUACAGAGGUCCGCAUUGCUGUGUCCAAGUGCCCGGUGGUGCUGAGGUGCUCAAAGGACACGCUGCAGCGCAAGUCCGAGUUCCUCAUCUCUAAGGUGGGCUUGGAACCGGCGCGCAUUGCUCAUCGCCCCGUUAUGCUCACUUUCAGCCUGGAGGGCCGGCUCAGGCCACGGUACUAUGUUAUGAGGUUUCUUAAGGAAAAUGGAUUGCUAAGUCAUGGCAGAGACUACCAUACUAUGGUCUCGAUCAGCGAGAAGUUAUUUGUGAAGUUCAUAUGCCCUCACAAUCAAGCUGCACCACACCUUGCUGAGGACUAUGCAGCCGCUUGCGUAGGGGAGGUGCCCGCUAGAUUCAGAUUUACAUGAACCAAAAACAGGCUAUGAAAAUUGGUAACUCCAUGUGGAAGAACAGAAUUUCUCUCGUCCUAUAAAGCUGGUAAUUCAUGAUUAGGUGUUCUUUUCAUGACUGAAUGGUGGCUUUGUCGUGGCUAAUGCUCGAUGUAACUGACAACUUGAUUUCUGAACCCUGAGAUGUUGAAUUGGCUGGGCUACUAUAGCUGAACAAUGGUGAGGGAGAAGGUAUUUGUUGAUAACCUUACAAGGAAGCUGCCAAUACUAUGCUGUUGCUUGCAGAAGGCAAUUGUGCACUGCCUGAUAAAAGUAACAGUGUAUUAAAUUUCAAAAGUAACCAGUGAGUUUGUUUUCUCCCGACUAAAAGUUUGAUUUGUUAACAUGGUGGCAUACUGUUGGAAUAUUUUUCUGAAGCUGAUAUCUUGGAUAUCACUUCCAUAUAGCUUGGCCUGCCUUGGAUCUGUGCCCUCUAGCACAAACGGAAGUUGGUCGAAUGAAUUAGAGCAGUUCUCAACUAGCGAUUCAUCUGUUGCCCUGUCAAAAAAUCAAUUUAACAAGUGAAUAUAUUGUGCAUAGUUUAUACCUGUCGUCUUAAUAGGUUGGCGUCGAGGAUCAGAACGGUAGAUGCGGCAGAUAUAAGAAGAGUGAAUACCUGUCUGGUUGGUGACGGCCCAAAUUGUUACCAGAUAAAUGAGAAGCGGGAACAAGUUAAAUAUGAGAGAAGGAUGGUACUGAUUCUGAGUAGACUUCUGAUGAGAGAACGAUCCAGCAAGCAAUGGUAUUGUUCAGAGUAUCCUCUGCAGCAAUGUGAGAGCAAUGGUACUGAUUCUGAGGAUGGUCUCAGAUCUGGCAAUAUAUGAAAGCAAAGGACUGAAGGCGUCGCUGCAGUUGGGCUGGAUCAUACCGCUGCAAACGCAAGCUUAGAUCAUCGCCGAUGGAGGGACACACUCUGAAGUUGGCGGGGAAGAUCAAUGUGGUACAAUCAAGCGUUGCUAGCUGGUGCAGUUGGCGAUGGUUUGAGAGGCGAGGAAGAUGAGAUGAACUUGUAAUGGCUGAGCUUUUCACCCAGAUGAUGAAUUUUUUUUUAACCGUAAAGAGGGCCAGAAACUAUGCGUAAAAGCUGCUACAUGGUGGGUUUCGUUGUUCGAUAAUCCUAGACAUACAGGCCUCUUACGCGCAAGUUACAGGAUCCUUCGUUAAAUUUCUUCACUCCCCUUCUUUCCAGUCACACUUUGCCAUGUCAGCCUGUAAUUAAAUUCAUCCUGUAAGUGCAUGUACGUGUAGCAUUACCAUUCAUUUUC